GCGUGUGGCUGCGUCCCAAACCCUGCACUACGGUACUGUAAGCGGCUUUGCCAGAAUACCGAGUCGAGGGUACAUAUGACGCGCACUAUUUAGCACACUAGAACUAGGAUUGGGACGUAGCCAUGUCUGAGCGUGCUUCGAAAUUUCCUGCGCGAGCGUCCUGAGCGGGAGAAAUCCAUGAGAGAAGGCAGGUGAAAGUUAGCCUGGAAGCUAAUGAAUUCCUGUGGGAAGAACUGUCACUUUUUACAUCGAAUUUUGGGUGUUCAGUGUGAACCAUGUUCCUAGCUGUGAAAUACAGAGCUAUUGACUACAACUAUGAGGCUUCGGCAAGGCGCAGGAUGAUGAUGAGUUCUCUCACGCUCCCGGUUCCCAUCCAGCUGGACAAUGACAUCUACCCACACUCGGGGAGGCUGCAGGAGGAUUCGUACCGCAGGCCGUGGUGUGGACGUUUGGGCACCGCGUAUAAACUGGAAUACACAGGCUCUGUGGUGGAUUGUCUGAAGGCAGGGCUUCGUCCAGUGCAGUGUGUGGAAAGGUUUACAGUGUGCCCGGGCGAGUUGGGAGAGGACGUGGUGCCGAGCUCUAACCCUGCGUCCCCGAGGUGUGUGGAAUGGCAGGAAGCUCUCAGUAUCCUGAACGGAGGAGAAAGAGCAGCCGAGUGGGACGAGUGGACAGAGACCUUCCCCGAGGUUGAUGUACGCUCGGUAUUCUUCAGUGAGCAAGAUCUGUUCCUUCCUGAGGAGGUGUUAAUCAGUGAUAUCAAACUGACUAGUCAUCUCCCGUCUCUCACCAAAUUACUGCAGAGGUUAAAACCUUAUCCUGUGUCAGAUCUACUGGAUCUCCACCAAACCGGAUCACUGCUUUCUGAACACGUCACAAUUGGGGAGUUCUCUCUGUGCUCUGUACCGGCUAGCUUCUCAGCUCCUUUAGCUUCUCAGUGGGACAGAGAAGAGUUCGGGAAAGAGAACAUUCUGGUUGCAGAGGAUCUCAUGCUGCCAGAUUUCGUCGAAACCGAUGAGCAAGAGCUCAUCUCUCAUCGUCUCAUCCAGGUGCGAGAAGCUCUGAACCUGACUGCAGAGGCAGUUGAAGAACACUGGUCUGUAUCAGACACUCUGAGGGCAGGCACGCUAGCUUCAUCAACCUGGGAGACUUUCAAUGCUCCUGCCACUCACAUCACUGACUCCGCCCCUGAAAGGCCAAUCUCUCCAUUUCCUUUCAGGUCCUAUGUGGAACUGGAGUUAGAUCUGAUUCUGUCUCCUCCUCCUCCUCCUUCUCCUCCUCCUGAUUGGAAGCUCGAGGCUGAGCUGUUUCGGUCCACCAAUCAGCUCUCAGUAGAGACGCUGUCACCUGUCGACAGAACGCGUUUGCUGUCGGACAGCGAGCGCGAGGUCCUGGAGAAAGUCAUCUGGGCGGAAGAGAAACAUCCUGAGUGUGUAGCCAGGCUUCUGCUUGCAGAGCCGGAGAUACCUGCACCUCCGGUGAGGCGUCACUCCCUCCCUGAGCUGCUCUCCUCGCUCCAGGCCGAGCCGGAACAUGACCACAUGGACAGAUCCAGCUCCACUUCACUACUACCACCACUGAUGACCCCUGACCCUGUCCUCACACAGGCACUGACUGUAGAAACACACACCACUGUAAACACACACAGGCCAGAGGUGGACAUGCCCGAGCAGCUCACACCGCUCUCUCUCGCUCAGAUAGACGAUUUACUGAGAGACUCUGAAAAUGCGGAACAUUCAGCCACGCCCACUGUGGAGAGCAGCGCUACAGACAAUGCCGUUCCUGCUAGUGCACACAGGCGCAAAACUGUCACCUUCCUUCUACAGGAGCAUGAUUCUCGGAAACAAUGCCCCGAUAAGAAAGUUAUCCAUCCAUCCACCAGGAACACUCAAACUAAUCCUAGUGAUGUGUCUGACAACAUGGCGAAACACUCGAGUCUGCUGAAGCCAGCUCCACGGAGUUAUUCAGUAAAAGACGCUUGUAGUAGCAACAGUUACUCCGGUUUCUCUGAGAAACAGGAUUCAGUGAGACGCACGGAUACAAACACGAGUCUGCUGAAGUCCACAUCACACACAUCCGCUCACACUCUACUGACCAGAGACAACCAAGAAGACCUGAUUAGAAGCAGUAAUAAUCCAAGUAAUACAAAUAACGUCAAUACUUUCUCUGAGACAAAUUUCAGUCUGCGCUAUACGUACUCGGCUGCUCGUAAUCAUUCGGAAACAAAGUUGAAACAAACGUCUACGAAUGCUACCGUUAGGACGAGUUGUCCAAAUAAGCUCUCUUCUGAGACCAGGACCGUAGACGGAGAUCUGAGUCUGUUCUGUACACAGCCUGGUCCUAGUAAUCCUACAAAUCAUCCCUGUAAUCUCCUUCCUGAGAAUCCUGCCAAAAACCUUAUUGUGCUGAAGCCUCUAUCAAACCCACACACCCAACCAAACACACCUAAACAGCUCAGUGUGCCCCGGAAUUCAGGAGUUACCCCGACACCAUCCAGACCUCCUCAACGAGGAGACCAAACAACACCACAUUCAGUAUCACGGAGCAGUGCUGUAGGGAAAAAGUCGAGGUCAUCUGUCCACAGACCUCAGGAGAACCUGGACCCCGUGUCUUCCUUCAUGAUGCUGAGAGGCGUCCUGAGACUUCCGCUGGAGCAAAGACCUGAAGCCACGCCACCACGCACCACAGUGGCAGAGCCUUCUCUGAAGUCAGACUUGAUGGAGCUACAGCAGGCCAGAGAGACAAGGAAGAGCCCUGAGUCGAGUCGUCCUGUUCCAGAAAGAUCCGUAUGUAAAACUGUAACUCCCACAGACACAGAGAGAGGUGCGUACUGCGAGCUGCAUGCACUGGCCUGUCCUGUCCUCUGUAGGGCGGGGCUCGAGUCGGGCGCUUUGAGAAACACGGACUUCAGCAGCCUGUCUCCUGAACACACACGGUUCUGUCUCAGACAGCAGGAGAAGCUGCUCAGUACAGGGCAGGGUAGGGAACGUGAGUAUAAUGAUAUGGCCCUGCUUCAUAUCCUGGUCACAGUAAAGGACCUGCUUCUCAGAUGUGACCUCAUCACUGCAACAGGUCACUUGGAGAAGGCAUGCUCCACCUGUGCGAUAGACGGUCUAGGACAGCUGCUGAGGAAGUUUCAGGUGCUGCAGUAUCUAAGUAGGAAGUGGGCAGAGCCUCAGCUCAGAGUGCAGCACCUGCAGGAGCAGAUCAGUUCAGAUCCAGACCCGUUCCGCUCUCCUCUGCACCGUGUUCCUUUCGUGCUGUUCAUCACAGAGGGUUUACUGAAGCACUGUGUCCUGCUGCAGCUGCUCGAGUCCACGUAUAACAUGACUCUCCUGGAGAGGAGCCACUCUCCGUCUCUACAGCGGCUGGGACCGACACACCUGUAUGACAUCAUCACCAUCGACGAGAACACAGCCAUUCUGCUGCAGGAGCUGGGGGAGCUGGAGCAGGAGCGAGCAGCUGAGCGUGUGGUUCUGAGACUCUCGGCUCUGUCGCUGCAAUUUAACCGCUGCUGGGUCCUACUGCACUACAGCUCUCUUGUGUGUGGUGAAGUGUUCAGUAACCUGGCAUUAGUUUACUCUGCCUUGGUGCUGUUUGCCCAGAAGUCUGAAGGUCUGGAUGUUAAGGUGUUGCUGGCAUAUGACGGAGCCAUUGUAGCACAGUAUGUGCAUCAAGUCUGCCUACACACACUGCUCAACUCUCAGAGAGAUGUGUGUAGCUGGCUGGACCGAGAGUGGUUCAGCGUGCUGCCUACUGAGGAGGAGCAGUGUUUGCUGUAUUUCCCGUGUGUGAACUGUGUUGUAGCUCAGCUGCUGCUGAGUCGAGCUCCGUCGCUACGGUGGCUGCUGGAAGCUUCACACAUUCAGCUGGAGGAGAUGUUUCCUGAAAUCACACCUUCUGUCUUUAAGCUCUUCAGUGAGUGUACAGCUGCAUACAGGCUCCACGCUGCAGCCCCACAGUGUGAGGACGAAGUCGCACACAUCCAUAACUGGGGUCUGGAUAAGGACGAGGCUCUCUCACACACACACCCCCACUCAGACCCUCGGACCCUCAUACACUCCUCCAUAGUGUCACACAACCCUGGCUUCCUCCAGGAGCAUGGAACUCUGGGUAGUGGCUGGUGUGGGGCAGAGUCAGAGUGUUUGACGAGCACACACUCACAGAAUUUGGUUGAAGAACAAGAACAGACGUGGGGUAAGAACUGCGCAGUAGCAGGAGAUUUCAGUGGUGAGGAAGCAGAUGAGCAGUGGAGUCUGGAAGCAUCAUCUCUGAUCUCCAGUCUCUCUUUCACACACUCGCACACCGUUCCCUGCACACCGUGCACCCAGAACCCGUGUCCUCACCAAACUCAUCCCCUCCCACCCCACCUGUCCCAUCAGCAGUGGGGAGGCAGCAUUGCUGUGUCCGAGAGAUCGGACACCGAGAGGAAAAGACCAGCAGGGGGCGCCAUACACACAGCAUUUCCGCAGUGUAAGAGAGUGCGACUUCUGUAUGAGAGAGUCCCAGGAAGAAGUGAUGGACAGACCCGACUCAGGUUUUUCUAAACAUAUGCCGUCGUGCUCUCACUCUCUCUCUCACACACAUACACACACACACACAGUGUACACUUAUUCAUGUGCUCACAGACAAUAAAUGUGCUUUGUUCAUUACACUACCUUUCGGUAAGUGUGUAUGUGUUUGAUGUCUGACCUGUUUGUGAUUAAGUCACAGAGUCUUGCGUUCGUUAUCAUUAAGGGUAAAAUUGAUUUGGCACACUCUGUAACACACUCAGUUUUGAACAUCUUCAGUGUUGUAAUGUAAUGUCACAUGUCGAACUGGGAAAUAAAAACAGAAACAUGAGGGUCGUUCACAUCAGCACUUUGUAAUUGAUCUCCAUACACGGUUGGUGAUGUCAUACACAUCGUACAGAAGGAUGAGGGGAAAGGAGGAGCUCCGUUCUUUACAUCAUGGCCUUUUAGGUCCUAUAGUUAUCUAACCAAUCAACACUUACAAAAAAACAUGGCUGUUUUGUUUUUUCCCUUCAGAUUUCACUUUACAGCCAUCAGCAUGUUCAUGUUAAAUGUGCUUUCCUCAUGUUCUACUGUACAGCUUGUUUCAGAGCUGAAACCCAAUAUGUUCACCCCGUGUGAGGAACAGAGCUGAGCUGAGAGAGAGAACAAGCUCCACGCACUAACCCAGAUCCCAUGAGCUACAAAAACACUUCCUUUUACAUUCUUCUACCUUCAUCAGGAUAUUCUCCAUCUACUGAGCUGAACUACACCGUCAUCAUUUGAGACGUUCACCAGUCCAGUUGCUAAAUCUAUUUGUGUCUCUAGGUAUUUGUCCAAUCCAGCGCAACGGUACAUUGCUUUCUAUUCCGGCUUUAGAUCUUCAGCCGACUGCUCAGGUUUGGCCCUCUAAAAGUCGACAGG
Messenger RNA from Ictalurus punctatus (channel catfish), 5414 nucleotides. RefSeq names its product shortage in chiasmata 1 (gene shoc1). Bases 276 to 4547 code for a protein of 1423 amino acids. Gene Ontology annotation, molecular function: ATP hydrolysis activity; single-stranded DNA binding. The transcript has 26 exons. The record is from RefSeq and is a predicted model, not a curated record. NCBI's taxonomy places the organism in Eukaryota, Metazoa, Chordata, Actinopteri, Siluriformes, Ictaluridae. Gene Ontology annotation, biological process: resolution of meiotic recombination intermediates. Gene Ontology annotation, cellular component: condensed nuclear chromosome.